Drosophila kikkawai is the source of this 2712-nucleotide messenger RNA. RefSeq names its product scrambled (gene sced). Lineage: Eukaryota; Metazoa; Arthropoda; Insecta; Diptera; Drosophilidae. The record is from RefSeq and is a predicted model, not a curated record.
GGUCACGGCACGAGGACACGAAGGAUAAAUAUGGCGAUAAGAGAAUAGCCGAUAAGAGCUCCACCCACAAAAAAAAAGACAUGUAAUUCAGUCAAAACCGGAAAAGUCCUUAAUAUUUUUUUAUUUUUCACUUGUGCACAUCCUUGUUCACCCACCCGAUCUGCCGUCGUCACGCAGGAUGGACCUCAACGAGAUUUCCAUGUGCAUGGACGUGAAGCUGGAUACACACGACAAGCGCCCAGUGGCGCUGAGAUACAAGACAUGGACCCGAUGCCAAGUUAAAAUUGAGGCCAUUAAAUGUGUGCCCUGCUUCCUGCGCCUCAGCUUCCAGGCAUCGGUGGAGGCGACGGAAACUACCGGUUCGCAUCCGUCCGCCAAGCAUCCGCCACUGAGCAUUUCGGUCAACGUUCCUGGGGUCAGCCUCAGCCUGGCCACCUCGCGCACAAUGCAGCACUCAUAUGGGCUGUUCUGGACCCAGAAUCGUCGUGACUGCUUCAUCUACUUUGCCCUGGAGACUGAGACUUCUUGCCGAAGGCACAUGAAGUGGAUGCGAAAGUCUAUCAAGAACCUGGAGCUGUACCGGCAGAUCUUUCUCGAACAGCGCCGCCUGAGCAGGGGCCCCAGAGGAUUGGGUCCUCUGCCCAAUUUGCCUGAAACUACUCUAGACGGCAGCAAUUUCUCUACGCGGGUUUCGCAAAUCUAUGAAGAGAUCUUUGACGGUAGCCGCAUCUCACGCGUCUCGAUCGCUUCGGGCGUUUACGAGGAAAUGAAGCCAUCGGUAAUGGAGACGCCGUCACCGCCCCCGCUGCCUGUGCAACCGCAUCGCAAGCGCAUUAACACCUUUGAGUGUGCUCAGCUGGGCGAGAUUCCGCGGUGCAGUACCAAUCCGGAGUCGGAGCUGGCCAAGAAAAAGAAGUACAAGACAAUGUUGGAUAAUCUGUUCGGAGGUGCACGUCAAAAGCGCUCCGACAGCGCCAGCGAGCAUGGCCAGCCCCAAGAUCAGACUGAGCAGCCCUGCAACGACAACGUCCCUUCACCAUCGGAGACAGCGCUACCACCACUCUCGCUCAAGCGCAGCUCCCAGCUUAGUAAGUCUCAGCGCAACAGCUUCUCCAGUCCCGAUCUUUCGAAACUAAACUUUUUGGACACCUUCGGUGAUGAUCUUGGCGGCCAAAACCACGAGUCGAGCCUGGAGCUGAACAUAAGUCUGGAUGACUCGGUCAUUGAACCAAUCUCUCGGAACCAGCUUGUGGCCCAGAUCUCAAAGCAGCUGCUCCAACAAGGCGGGAAUACGGGCUCCCUAGAGAGCUUAAAUGUUUCCGAGCAACUGCCGCACAACUUUAACUUUUCAGCGUGCAACACGUCCACCAUCAAUCUUAUUGGAUCCCAUGGAGCUGUGCCAGAGCCAGGCAAUCUUUUAAAAAAGAACAAGAUUCUGGUAGACGAUCUCACCGGCUACUGCGUGAUGGCGCCCAUUAUUUUUAAGGCGGAUAAGGAGGUACCACUGCAACCAGGCGGUAGCACCGCUUCGACUUCGUCCGGCUACUCCACAGGCUCCUACUGCUCCUCCACCAGCAGUUGCAAUACAGAGGACCAACCCGCCGCAAAGACGCUGGUGGCGCAGGCGGCCAACGAGAGCGACAUUUACGAAGCCAUGCAUGGCAGUUCCUUGAAUAGCACCGUUGGAACGACGGCUGCAGCUGGAUUUGCGGAACAUUUAUACGAGAACCUAUUAGCUGUCAAAGCCGCCCAGGAGCUAGAAGCCCAACCGCUCUGCUUUGGCCUGAGUACUAGCACACCCACCGAAUCUCCCUUGGCUCCAGCUUUGCCACAGAAAGCCAGCCACAGGGAGAAGACAAGCUCCUCCAGUCAACUGCAGCAGGAGGAGGAGGAGGACUAUUACCAGACUCCGAGAAAGUCUAUAAUUAGCGUGGACGACAAGAUACCCUCCUACUAUCCAAACAGCUGCGAUACCCUAAAGUCUAAGAGACGCAGUCCUCCGAAUGUAAGGCACUUGGUAAGCAGCGCCUCAAAGUUAAGGCGUGACAGAAAGGAGAACCUGUACAUUUCGUCGCCCCACCAGAUCAUCGAACAGCGUCAGAGGGUCACCACCACCAGCUCAUCAUCAUCAUCAUCAGCAGGAUCAUUAUCCAAGUCGAGAAUCUCAACCAAAAAGACUGCUGCCGCACACAAAAUCUCCGAGGGCGUGUAUGCCGUUAACCAUUCUGUUCAGCGCCAGAGCAACCAUACCCACCAAACCAAUAACAACGAGGGAGGAGUAGAGGAGGAGCUUCUGCACCUCACCAUACUGAAGAACAUUGACUUCAAGUUCGACGACGGCCAGGAGACUCACGAGACGGAUGAUGCUGGUCGGACCAAGUCAAGGCGUCCGACAGGGAUUAUCGAACCGCCGCCGAAGCUGGAGAAUCGCUACCAUGCAGCCGAACAGGCGGCCACCAAGCUCUUGCAGAAGUACGCCACACUACUGUCCCCCAGUAAGGGCAAGGCACUGGCAGCCGAUGCCGAUCCACAGCCGAUGACACAGUCGGUGGCCACGUCCAACGAACUGCAGCCGCCGGCGGGGUCCAGCACCAAGAAGUUUGCUUCGCUGCCAAGAUUUAAGAAAAUUGACUUUUCGCCACUGAAAAUUAGACUGAACAAUGUCCUGCAGAGGAAUCCUCCGUCGCCGCAGCAGUAAUAUCCCCCAAAGCU